AUGAUCAUCAUCGCUCAUGUACGAAUGAAAGCCCUCACUAAGGAGGCGCUGCGCAAGCAGCUCGAGACCUGCCUCGGGACGAAGUACUGCCGGAUCUUCUUCCCCGCCAUGGCUGCAGCUUUCAUGGCUUACCUGUUGCUGUCCGCGCUGCUGCCCUCGGACGCCUAUGCCCUGGCAGCCCUCACGUUGCCAGCCCCGGCGAUCCUAUUCCUGCGCGGCCGGGCAGUGCGGCGGCCUGCGAAGACCUGA
This is a messenger RNA of Symbiodinium natans, 249 nucleotides long. The record is from the annotation of a GenBank genome assembly. NCBI's taxonomy places the organism in Eukaryota, Dinophyceae, Suessiales, Symbiodiniaceae.